Molecule: messenger RNA, 18287 nt
Organism: Mercenaria mercenaria
Lineage: Eukaryota; Metazoa; Mollusca; Bivalvia; Venerida; Veneridae
Product: sacsin-like
Exons: 7
Coding region: 43-13269 (4408 amino acids)
Molecular function (GO): Hsp70 protein binding
Source: RefSeq, a predicted model, not a curated record
AAAAGCGACGGGAAAAGGAAAAAGAAAAUAUGUUACUCUUCAAUGGAACAGCCUCCACUGAUCAAACAGCUGAAGGGAAUACUGUCCGACUACCCAGAUGGAGGUCAAAUACUCAAGGAAUUGAUUCAAAAUGCCGAAGAUGCCGGUGCCAGUGAAGUGAAAAUCCUUUACGAUGGCAGGAGAAUCAACUGCGACAUAAAUGAAGAAACUCCAACAUUCACAAAAUUCUUCAAAGGUCCGGCACUUUGUGUAUACAAUAAUGAAGUCUUCAAAGAACACGACUGGAAGGGUAUUAAAAUGAUAUACAGUAGUAUGAAGGAAGAAGAUCCACUUAAAGUUGGCAGAUUUGGAUUGGGAUUUAAAUCUGUUUUUCAUAUCACAGAUUAUCCAUGUGUGAUUAGUGGCAAGAUGCUACUUUUGAUUGACCCUCAAAGAUCUGAACAUUCCAUCAACAAGGUCAAUGCAAUGAUUGAAAUGAGCGAUGUAAGAGGCAAUGAAGACGGAUUAGAUUCGGAAGCAUUUUGGACAGCAUUUGAUGGAACAUUUGGAUUAUGUAAGGACAUUGUCGAAGACGGGUACUUUCCUGGAACUGUGUUUUGGUUUCCUCUACGCGAGAUAAAGUCGGAACUUUCUGAAACACUUUAUGACGAAGACAAAGUUAUGACUUUAUUUCAAGGUUUUGAGCCGGAAGCUUCGAGUAUUCUCAUAUUCUUGAAAAAUUUAGAGAUGAUAUCUUUAAGUACACGUAAGAGCGAGAACAUUGAAAAAACAGAAGAAAUAAAAGUUGAAAUAGAAAAUAUUUCCAAAGUAAGACAGCAAAGAAGAGAGUUCAAGACAGAAAUGGACAGUCUCAUUUCAGGAGUUACAGAUAAAGACGUAUCAAAUACGAUACAGAUGAAUGUUUGUUCAACUGUAUCAGAAAAGUCGGAACGUACCGAAUGGUUGAUCGUGAAUUACUUCGUUGGUUCAAGUGCAUCAUCAGAAUUUAAAAGACUUAUCAAUGAUUCUACUCUGGGAUAUAGUCCUUACGUGGGUGUAGCUAUUCCUUUGAAUCAACACGAAAAGUCUUUUGCAGGGCAUAUAUUUUGUUUCUUGCCAUUACCAAGAGAAGGCAUACAGCUGACCGGACUACCAAUACAUGUAAAUGGAUUCUUUGCUUUAAGCCAGAAUCGCCAUCAUCUAAAAUGGGAAACUGAUGAACUACAUGGCAAGAAAAUAGACGACAAGUCAAUACGAUGGAACCAGUUUCUCAUUAAAGAUGCCUUACCGAAUGCAUAUUCUAAGCUAAUCGAAUCAACAAUUCAGAUGUCAAAUGAUUGCAAGAAUACGGAAGAUUCCAUUGAGAGGGUUUACAAUUGCCUGCCUCGUUCAAGCAAAACUGCGAAAAGAUGGACAGUCCUUGAAAUUGAACUGUUUAAUCGUUUGAAGGGAAUGCAGUUCCUGUUCAGCGAGAGCAAAAAUACCUGGGUUUAUCCUACUCAAGCCACUUUUGCAACUUUUCGGUAUUUGCCGUCUGAUGUCAAGUAUGUCCAGCAGGCAGUAGUAAAAUGCCUAUCUGUAAUAGGUUGUAGUUACGUUAGAAUCCAAUCACACCUCUUUGACACUUUGGUAACUCAUAUUCCGGAGCUAUGUGAUCUCAAUUCAGAUUCAUUGGCCACAUUACUUCGCAAGAAUACGGCUUACAAAGAAAUGUCAAAAUCUCAGAAAUCGGAUGUCCUUUUGUAUUUGUUUUCCUUUGAGGAAAAAUAUGAGAAUCUGAAGGGGAUUGAGCUACUUCCAGUUUCUUCAGGUGAAUGGAAAUGCUUCCAUGAAAAAGAAAAGGCUAUCUACUCGUGUCCAGAAGAAGCUGCAAAUAUUUUCCCAGGAUUGGAAAAUCGAGUACUAGCAGACUCGUCUUUGGUUGGAUUUGAUAUAUUCAAACAUUUGAAGAAUAUCGCUGCCAAGGGACUAUUUCAAAUAAAAGAUGCGACCCCCGUUAUUAUCGCACGGCUUCUUAAAGCCACCUUGAGUUACCACAUUAAGUCAGGCACUGACGGGCGUGCCAGGUUAAAUGAAACUUUAACGAUAUCCUGGUUGCAGAAUGUCUGGCAAUUUCUGAAAGAUGUAGAAGAUAUUUGUCUUUUCGACAGCACUGAUAUUGUCCCAGUCUUGAGAAGAGGUACAUGGGAGGCACCACAGAUGGUUGAUCUGGUAAAACUAUCUGAUUUUCUCGUUCUGAAAUCAUACAAGGACGACAACUUGCCUGACGGGGUUUGUAAAUGUUUCGAAACACUCGGUGUUACCAUUUUGCCAAGUUUGCCAGCUUGGAUUCCUAAAGAUCGAAUAAAACCGCUUAUAUUUUGGCCAACAGAGAAAGGUGUUAUCCGCUUAUUCCAAGCGUUGCAUUCAUCCAAAAUUACUGUAAAAUACGUUUCACUCUUUAACCAACGCUGUACAUGGAACGAUAAACAGGAGUUGGUGUCCUUUCUUGUCAAAUGUCAAUUCCAUCUCUCAAAUAAUACCGCUGUGCGAUUUCUAAAACAAUUAAACCUAUUUCAAGCGGUGGAUGUCUUAAACGGAAACCGCAGUGAUUCUUCAGUUUUAGAAUGUGGAAGAUUUAUUAAUUGCACAGAGUUUCCAGAAAAUGUCCGUCUGCCUUACAAAUGCUUAGUAGGCAGUUCCGAUGCUAAGGUGAUAAUGAAACAACUCGGGGCAGAGGAAGUUAACCUGGAGUGCCUAGUUAAAGAAACGCUCAAAUGCUUUAUAAAGAGAAGUAAAAAGCAUCAGAAGUUUACAGUGGAUUUCAUGGAAUAUUUCAUUAGCCGAUUCAGCCUGUUUGAAACAAAUAGUGAAAUAGUAAAAGCGGCUUCGGAUGUAUCAUUUCUUAAAGCCGGAACGUCUUUGAAAAAACCUUCAGAAUUAUUUGAUCCAUCUGAGUUGACUUUGCAUGAUUUGCUACUUGAGGAAUUAAUGCUACCUGAGAAAAUACUUACCGAGAAUGACAUUCAAAUUCUAAAGGUUCUUGGAUUGAAGAGCCAAGAUCAUAUUACCGCUGAUAUAAUUCUCAAAGUAGCGAUUUCUUUGGACAGAUGGACGAAAGAAGGUACGCAUGACAAAGACAUUCCCAUCAAAGCUAAUGCCUUUAUGAAAAUCUUAGCGUUAAAACAAGACAGGCUUAAUAACAGAACCAAAUCCGGAAAGAAUCUAAAGACUUGCUUAAACGAACUUUACUGCAUUCCCUUGCAGUCAAGCAGAGUGUCAUCAUAUCCAGCCUGCUUUGAAUGGUUUUCGCAGCAACUCCCUCUUGCAAAGCCAAAAGACGUAAGAGAGGUUAGUCUGUGUCACCUUAUUGGUGGAACGAUGCCAACAACACUCUGUACUUCAGAGCAGUUAAAUAAAUGUUUCCACUGGAAGGAAGCUCCUCCCAUGAUUCAAGUACUAGACCAAUUAAAGAUGGCAACGAAGUGUUAUUCAGUGAACUGUGGAUCCAUGGUAAUGCAGUCUGUUAGGCCUAUAUACGAAUUUAUACAUGACAGAUUAAGUUCGAUGCAAGAGGAUGACAUGAAAAUGCUCUCAGUAACAGAUUGGAUAUGGACUGGCUCCUGCUUUGCUUCGCCAAAGAAGACAAUUAUAGAAAGACACUCGGACGAUCUAGAUUUGCGGCCAUACUUCUAUACAUUACCUGCAGAAUUUAGCGACAUGUACAGUUUAUAUAUUUCUUAUGGUUGUAUACAACGACAAGAUACACAGGUUUUAUUGGACACACUUAAUAUAAUACAGCAAACUAAGCACGAAUCAGAUGAACAGUUGAACCAGGAUAGACAAACUGUCCGAAAUGUCCUUGAAAAAAUAGCAGCAUCUGUCAAAGAGGGGUCAGAAUUUGAAGUUUCGAACAUCUUAAUGAUGGUCUGUGACAAAAACCCAAAAUCAUUGACUCUACUUCCUGCUUCGGAAUGUACUUAUAAUGAUGAUCCUACUUGCUGUUACGAUGACGAUGACAGUGUUCACAUUGUACACGAAAUGAUUCCUGAAAGUACAGCAAGAGCUAUGGGAGUUAAAUCUAGAACGCAAAAGCUUUUGUUUGAAGCUGAAGAACUAGAUAUUCAAGAAUGCGGCCAAGAAGAACAACUGACAGCGAGAAUACAUUCUCUGUUAGAAGGUUAUGCCGAUGGUCUGUCUGUUCCAAAAGAACUGAUACAGAAUGCAGAUGAUGCUGGUGCUUCCGUUGUUAAAUUUCUCUACGACGAACGUCAAAAUUGUCAUUGCAAGCAAAAGGUUUUCAGUGAAGAGAUGAAAGAUUUUCAAGGACCCGCAUUAUUUGUUUACAACGAUAAAUCAUUCACGCAAGCAGAUUUAGACAACAUACAAAAGCUGAACGGAGCAACAAAACUAAAUGACCAAACUAAAAUUGGAAAAUUUGGUUUAGGCUUUUGCUCUGUGUACAAUCUAACUGAUUUGCCAAGUUUCAUCACAGGUUCAAACGUUAUUUUCUUUGAUCCACAUAAACGAAAUCUUGGCCGGGUUUACAACAGUGGACGUAAGGGUCUUAGAUUUAAACUUCCAAACAAAACAUUGUCUACAGGGUUUUCAGACCAAUUAAUGCCAUAUAAUGAAAUAUUCGGAUGUAACAUAUUUGAUGAAAAGUUUACUGGGUUAAACGGAACACUAUUCCGCUUUCCACUGCGAACAAAGCAGCAAGCGAGGGAAAGUCAGAUAUGUUCGAUUCCUUAUACGAAGGAUGAAAUGAAACAACUACUGGAAAUGUUUAUCAAAACUGCUGGUAACAUGCUUAUAUUUUCACAGAAUGUUAAAAAACUAGAAAUAUUCCAUAUUGUAGAAAAAGACACCACCGCUUCUAAUAUGCAACUAAUAUACGAAGUAGAAAAGACAACCUGGAGAAUGUAUCACGGUAUACUUGAGAAAAUGAAUCAGUCGGUCUUGGCAAGGGUUCCAGAAAUAAUGAAAAGUGCAAAAGACUUUCAGGAGAUUCAUAAGACGGUAGUGAAACAAACAUUGGACAAUGCUGCCCGUAAAUCACUUUCGAAUUUUGACGAUUUCCCACAAAGCUCAACGACGACGACAUGGUUAAUUUCAUGGGCGAAAGGUGAAGGACAGUCAAUGGAUAUGUAUAGAAAAUUGUCAAUGAAAGGGGCAAUACCGCUUUCAGCCGUAGCGAUACCUUGCGAUAUGUCUUGCGAUAUGCAAGAUGGAAUGAUACCUUGUAUGUUAGAUGAUCUACAAGCCGGAUUUUACAAAGAUGGCCAUGCAUUUUGCUUUUUGCCUUUGCCAAUAAAGACCAAACUGCCUGUGCAAAUCAAUGGCUGUUUUACUGUUACAUCUGACAGGCGUCAACUUGUUUCUCACACUGAAGAUGACAAAAACAGUACAAGCAAUGCCUGGAAUAAUGCUGUGAUGGAAGAUGCUCUUGUAAAAGCACAAGUACAGUUGCUCGAGUUACUUGCAUCCACAAUUUCUAAGAAUGACAAUAAAAACAGUUAUUUUGACUUUUGGCCUGACAAGUGUUCAGAUAUAGCGUUACCUUUUAAAGAGUCUUUCUAUAGGUACAUCUUCAAAAGAAAUAUCAAAGUUUUUCAUGAUAGCUAUACAUGGUUUUCAUUUCAAGACGUCAUAUACCUUGACCCACAGUUACGGAAAAGCGCUAUUGGCAAUCUUGCAUUCGAGGUAGUAACACGUUUUAAGCCCCGACCACAGAAAACGCUCGUAGACAUGCCAGAAUUUGUUAUAAACGCGUUAAAACAAAGUAACAAAACGAACGAGAAGAGGAUAAAAUCAUCUAAAAUAGGAAAAAGGAAAUUGUUCAUGUUAUUUUUAAAAGAAAUACAUAAUCCAUUCUGGCAGAAUCGGACAAAUGAUCGCAAUAAACUGAUUAUUGCAGCAUUGUACAGUUCUAACGAAGAAGUACGCGCAACACUGAUAAAUACUCGAUGCAUACCAACAGAGCCGGAUAAUAUAUUGCGCAAGCCUUCUCAGAUUAUUCAUCCGAAGUCUGAGCUUGCUUUGCUAUUCCAUGUAAAUGAAGGUUAUUUUCCACUAGAUACUGAGGAAAUGAGAAGUGAUGAAAUUCUUACGAUUCUGGUUACACUAGGCAUGAACGACAAAAGACUUUCCGAUAAUUUUCUUUUAGAUCGAUGUGAAUCAGUAGCGAGAAUAGCUAAUGACUGUUGUAGCUGUUCUUAUGACAGAUGUGUAAAUGUUUUGGGAUACCUUAGCCUUACUAACGUAUUAACACAUUUACAAGACAAAACGAAAACCUUAAAGAAAAUUAAGGACAUAAAUAUGCUUCCUGUUUUACCUCGCCCAAAGACAUGGUUAUUUCCAUGGAAGUCAGAGAGCACAUGCUGCGAUAUUAUUGUGUUUGAUGCUAAACAACGGUGUGAUCAGCACAAAGGUUCUGGAAAGCCUUAUAUACUCGGCAAGCCGAAUUCUCUAUAUCAAGAUAAUUGCAAAGAUUUUGUCGGGAUGGUGGAAUGUAUAGCUGACGAAGGUAUCAUUAGCAGUUUAAAACCCAGAAUCCAACGAGGAAGUCAAGAUAUUGUCACCGUUUUAGGUAUCAAAUCCUUAGAGACAGCACCUUUACACGAUAUUGUAGGACAGACGGAGCUGUUAAUAGAACAAUACAAAGAACCAGAUCUACAGUAUGAUGAGUUACAACGAAUUCACAGGAAACUCUUUGAUCAUUUUGAAGAUAUAAUGAAAGCUGUAACGGAAAAUUCUGUGAGUAAUCUCAAUGCAUUGAUAAGCUUAAAAAACAAGAACGUUGUGCUGAUAGGCAAACAUUUGAUACAUACAUCAAAAGUUGCUUUUGAAAUGAAAACAGAAUGCAAACCAUUCCUCUAUCGUUUGUCUGAGACUGAUAUCGUAAGCAGAAAAUCAGUCUAUAAAUUUUUAGGUGUGAAAACCUCUUUUGAUAUUGAUGAUAUAUUAGAGGUGAUCAAACAAAAACACAUACACUGGGGCGAAAACAUUGAAAAUGAUAUAGAAGAAAUGAACAUUUUAUUGAUUUUACUAGACGAUUUGAUGACCUCUAAAGGAAAUUCAUAUGCCGAAUUUCCCGACAAGCAUGACUUGAUACUGGCACCUGACAACCAUUGUGAAUUGUAUCCUACGUAUAAACUUGUUAUAGAAAAUGAAGAAUUUGAAACAAGCGAUUCAAUGAAAGUGCUACACCCAAGCAUUUCAGCAAAACUUGCUUUUCAUUUAGGUGUAAAAGCAAAAGAGGAAAGAUGUUUUGAAGAUAUGUCUGUUGGAAUAUCAUUUGGACAGAGAGAAAAAUUAGAGACAAGAAUUCACAAUCUCCUUCAGGCUUACCCAUGUGAUUCGAGCAUAAUGAAAGAGUUGCUGCAGAAUGCAGAUGACGCAGGAGCUACGGAAAUCAACUUUAUUAAAGACUAUAGGGAUCAUUCAACUGACAGAACGUUUGGUUCUCCAUUGUUGCAAGGACCUGCCCUUUGUGUAUUCAACAACAGUUCCUUUACACAAGAAGACAUAGUUGGUAUACAUAAUCUAGGUAAAGGCAGCAAAAGCCAGGAUCCCACAAAAACCGGACAAUAUGGUGUUGGAUUUAAUGCUGUAUACCAUCUGACCGACACACCUUCGUUCUUAACUAAAGGUCCUGAACUAGAUUCUGGCGGAAGACUGUGUAUCCUAGAUCCUCUGUGUAAAUAUGUUCCUAAGGCAACUGAACAUAAACCAGGUCAAAUGUGUAAAGUCGAUCUUUUGAAACGAAAUUUUCCAAAUUCAUUGCUGGGUUAUUCUAGUGAACAACUGCUGAAAACAGAGACAGGGACUGUGUUUCGCUUUCCGCUGAGGAAGGCAAAAUCUGGUUUGAGCAUUCAGGAAGAAGUUAGCACAGAACAAAUGGACAUUAUUCUAUCUGACUUUAUCAAAGAAAUGUUUCAUGCAUUAAUAUUUUUGAAGAAUGUGAGUUGCAUCAAAGUGUCCAAUUUAACAUCUGGAACACUUGUUGAGGAAUACUCCGUGAAAACAGAAAUAUCACAGAAUGCCGCUUUGAGUAAACAACAUUUUCUUGAGCAAGUCCAAAGCCUCACUAAAGUGAACAAAGAGGAUAAAAGCGGUAAUUUAGAUGUGGAGCCGUCUCAUAUAAUGUAUGAAAUGCAAAUUGAGGAUAAUGAAAAAGUAGAACGUUUCCUAGUGGUACAGAUGUUUGGUUUAAAAUCAAAUAAGGACAUAGAUGAAAUCAAGGUCACAUUUCAAAAGAAGCAGUUUGGACAAAUUCCCCUUGGUGGUAUAGCUUGUCCUCUGUCUGGUUUAUUUGUUAAAGAUACUAGUUUACCGGUUAAAAAGAAGAAGACGAGUCAAAACAAAUUGUCGCAAACACAAACUUCAAUCGCAGAUGAACAAUCCCAUUUUAAAGGCAAAGCAUUCUGUAUACUGCCUUUACCUAUUCAUACUGGUUUUCCAGUUCAUAUUAAUGGCCAUUUCAUCCUUGACCACGAGGCCAGACGGGAUGUGUGUAAAGAUGGAGAUGGAAGAAGAUGGAAUGAUUUCUUAAUGGAAAACAAUAUUGUUCCAGCGUGGCAUUUAGCAAUUGAAUAUCUUCAAAGUAGCAUUGAAUCGGCAGUACUAAAAAGCUCAAUCUUGUAUCGGAUGCAUAAUUGGGUAAUAAAACCGUACUAUGAUAAAUUUCCAAAGCAUGACGAUGUUCACGACAGCAUUUGGAGAAACCUUCUCAAAAUGUUUUAUGUACAAGCCGUUGAAACGAAGUGCAGUCUAUUUCCACUUAUAAUAGACAGAUGUUUUCAAGAUCUGAGUUACACUGAAGCCACUGAAGAAAGUCCGGACCCUCAAGCAAGCCAGAGAUUUUGUAUCUCAUGGACAUAUGUGAAUAUGUCAGAAAAUUCGUUUCAAGGGGUAUUCGAUGAUAUAAAAUCAUAUUUGAAAACUGUGUAUUCGGACUGGAAAACUAAACAGACGGAAAGUAUUGCAUUAGGUAACAUUCUUAGAAAUCUUGGAAUGCAACUGAUAACAUCUCCUUCUUUUAUUCUGGAGUCUAUUUUAAAGGCAGAAAUAAAAGACAUACCGACGGCUUCACCAGAGUAUGUGGUGCACUUUUUAAAGUCUUUUGAUAAGGACUAUGAAGGUCAUUGUGAUAUUGGCAACAUGGGAGACAAAAUAGAAAGUACGCGCUUUAAGACGGAACAUAAUCUAUGCCGUAUAUUUAACUACAUAACGUUAUACAAAGAAUAUACCACUGCCCUCGACGGUCUACCAGUUCUGUUGACGGCUGACAAUGUAUUGAGAGUUAUAUCAAAGAGCGCAAGUGUAUUUGUGACACCGUACUGGAAAUUAUUGAAAGACACCGGGCAGUUGUUUCUACAUGAUGAUAUACAAGGUCUUAUCUUAGAUCGAGCACUUUUUGAUGCCGGAUAUUUCAAAGACUUUACGACGAAUGAUUUCCUUAAAUUACUUCCUCAAAACUUAUCAGUGAAUGAAUUUGGUACCGGAAAAAUUGUUACAUUCAGCAAAGUUCAAGACAUGCCACUGUCAAAAGAAUGGUUAGGAGAGUUGUAUGAUUUUCUUUGUGACCGGGCAGCUAAUAGUUCAUACACAGGGAUAGAUUAUGAACUAUUUAACAAAAAUCUUCAGUUGCUAGGGAACUGGUCAUUCUUACCGACACAGCAGAAAAAAUGUGCAUAUGCACUAGUUCCAUUUUCAAAAAGCCACCAUGUUUUUCACUUGACUAAAAGCUAUGAAACCGAUCAAAUAAAGUUACUGCUCAAAAUUGAUUUACCACAUAUUGACAAAGGUUCCUUCAGUUACUGCAGAGCUUCUCCUAAUGCAAGAUCAGCUCUUAAAAGGUAUGUUGCUACCCCAGAAAAUCCAACGGCUUUACUUCAUUGUCUUAUUGCUCAUAGAACAGAUAUAGAACAAUGCAAGGACCUAUCCAGUGAGGAUGGAAUUGUAAUCUUGUCAUUCUUUGAAAGACAUUUAGACUCAAUUGCAGAAAACUGUGAAAAUAAUUCAGCGAAAGAUCUGCUUAAGCAGCUGCCAUUUUAUUUGACUCUACAUGGAACUUUAACAAGCCUUAAAGAGGCUGGUAGACUUCUGAUAUUGCCAUCUGGAAUACCGUUAGAUGGAAUUAAGGAGUGGGCUUGUAAAUAUAAAACAACACUGAUCCAGAAGAUAGAAGGAUUAAAUAAGCUUUAUAAGUUCCUAGAACUGAAAACAUCCAGCAUUUUGUCUAUUUAUGGAGAAAGUAUUCUUCCAACAUUUGGCGGCAUUUCAGAAAAGCACUGGUUAGUUCAUAUAACGUAUCUUAGAGAUAAUCUACGGAAUUGCUUGGAGUUUGAUGCUGAACAAAGCGAAGUAAUACAAAAAUUGAAACACCUAGCUUUCAUUGAUAGCAAUGGGAGGAAAAAGAGGGUCAGUGAACUUUACCUUCAUAAAAAUGAGGUAUUUUUGCAACUUCUUGAUGAAACAGAUUUCCUCCCAGAGGAAUUGCGAGGACAGGAAUGGGAAAGAUUUCUUGAAAUACUUGGUUUAAACGCGAUUGUAACUGAUGAACUGAUGCUUCGUUUUGCGAGGGAAAUUCAAGCUGAAGGUCUCAAUAUUGUAAGUGAUCUUACUGAACAGAAGUCCAACUCACUGGUUCAAAGUUUACAGCACCCACCAGAGUCAGGAUGGAAAAAGAAAACGUUAAAAGUACUAAAGGAUAUUCGUUUUGUAGUGCCACAUACCAUUGACAGUUUUAUGUCUGGCAUAUUUCGACAGGUAGACAAUGCAUUACGUCUCAUUCCUUUUAACCAGAGUGUUUCUGCGACAGAGAAAAACAUAACAUUGUGCUGGAGCAGUGUUUGUCUUAUUCCGUCUGAUGUAUGUGAAGGUCUCAGUCAAGCAGAUCGUUCAACGCUUGGUUUACUUGAAGAACCUACCAUAGGAUCCGUCGUAAAACAUUGUCAGAAUAUAUGCGAACCUAUGAAAAAAAUGCUUGAAGACAACAAUAUUAAAAAUACCUUUGUAGCCACGCAAAUGUUUCAUUUGUAUAACUUCUUUAAUUCACAAAAGACAGAUGUAGCAUUGUACCAAGAGCAACUACAAGUUGUUCCAAUUAUUCAUCUGUAUGAAGAGACAAAAAUGUGUCCAUCGAGUCAGAUUGUUAUAGAUUUGCAAUCCAUUGGAGAGGUUAAACCAUAUUUGUAUCGAGCACCAGUACAUUACGGUAUGUAUCACAACCUAUUUGAAAAGUUCGGGUCCCAGAAAACCGCUUCUUUUGAGCACUAUAUACGAAUUUUACAGCAAAUUAAAAAUAAAGUGAAAGACGACCGAAUGACUGUUUCAGAAUUGCACCUUGUGGAGAGAUCGCUCCGUAACAUGGUUCAGUUAUUGGACAUGACAAAAGAAAACAAAACAGAAAUUGACAGAUUGUAUUUACCCAAUUCAAGAAGUAUGCUUGUAAAUGCAACAUCACUGACUGUGUCAAAUAACAAGCUCUUAGAACGGAGAUUAGAUAAAAAAGUUAAUAUUGAUUACUUUAUGGGAUUUCCGGCUUUAAAAAUAGACAUCAACGACCCUGUCCCAGUUUUCAAACGUCUACCGGACCAUUUGCAGCCUUCAUUUCUGACAAAAGUUGUCAGGGAAGUCAUAAGUGAGGAUAAAAUGCAAAUUCUAGAAUGCAGUAGAAAUGCAAGACAAAUUGAGAGAAUUUUUCAUGCAGAUGAGUUUGCGAAUGCUAUAUGCCGCCUGGUGAAACAUCAAAUGACAUGCAGCGAAAUGGAAUUCACAGAAACGCAUGCAUCGGGAAUUAGGAAAAAACUAUUAAGUGUGCAUGCAUUAAGAGUUGAAGGUUUGCAGACCGUUUUGUAUUAUCGUGACACUAUCGUCGCCGGAUCAGAAAGACGCAAACUCUGUUUCCAUCAAAGUUUCAAGGAAGAGGAGAGUGAUCAAAUCAAUUUUUAUUUUCUCGAUAACGAGGAGGAUGAUGGUUUGAGAAAUUUGAUUUCUUGUAAUGACGGCCUAGCUGAAUUGGUAGAUGUAUGUACGAAUCGCAUCUUGGACAAGUUUGCAAUGAGAAUUGUUACAACAUUGAUGUCUAUUUCAGACUUUCAGAGGUUUUCAGAAUUUCUAGAUGAAUCAAAUGUUGAUGCUUACGAUGUUUUGCAAGGUCGAGUUGGAUCUAUUUUUCCGAAGCCUGGCACAUAUGUUGAAAGCAGAUUUCUUCCAUUUUUGGAACAAGGUAUACAACCGUUUGAGGAAUAUGAAUUUGAGAGUGUAGCAAUGGAGUUAGAAGACGCAUUGGAUUUCGAUGAAAACACAGACCAGGAGCCUAUAUUUAUAUAUGUGCAUAUUAUGCAAGAAAUUAAGAUAGAUAACAUAACAUCAGAUAUCAAACGAGUGUAUGUAGUAGAUACCGGCGAUCCAUAUAGAUGGUCAGAGACUGUACCGAUUUACCGCCUAUACAGAUUCGUGAGGAAAGAAAAUCAUGGAAGCGAAGUUCAGAUGUUUGAUGAGGAAGCUGAUUACAAGUUACCACUUGACGAAAAUUGUAGAAGAAUAAGAGCUAUUUUGAGGGAUGCCAAACAACUUCCCGAGGAAGAAUGGAAAAAAAUAAAAAGGCGUCUACUGUUAAAAUGGCAUCCAGAUAAAAAUUUUGGAAAGGAGGUGUAUUGCACAAAGGUUUUCCAAUAUUUGAAAAUAGUUAUAAGCCGUCUGGAGAAUGGUGAAGACAUUGGAGACGACAUCGAUGAAGAAAUGAAAAAAGGUCCAUCGGGGCCCCCAACAACAGAUUAUUAUAAGAACAUCAACAAAAGAGCACGAAAACACGGAAAGGCAUUCCGUGACAAUUUUGAGGAUUAUAAACAGUCAUACAGACAUAAAUCAAAGUCUGAAGAUAGAGAAAAUGUUAGAGAUCCAAGAGAAGCAAUUAGAUGGAUGCGGCAAGCAAAGAAAGACUUUGAAUCGGCAGAAGAAAUGUUUUCUGUGGUACAAAGUAUCCCAGGAUUUAACUGGAUAUGUUAUACUUGUCACCAGGCCUCUGAAAAAAGUCUGAAGGCAGCAUGGUUUUAUAAAGACGCUAAUCUGACACCGAGAUCAAGUCAUUCUCUCAUUUCACUAGCUUCUGGCUUAAACAAGGAACUCCGUGAACAGGCUGCACUGCUAGAAAAUCGACUAGGACAGCAUACAAGGAUGCGAUAUCCAGAUUCAGUAUCCAGACCGAAGAUUCCGUCAGAUAUUUUUGAUGAAGCUGUGGCUAAAUUCUCUAUCGAAGUGACACGGAAAAUAAUAAAACUAACUGAAGAAUACAUACGCUAACAGUUUUGUUUAAACUGUUUACACAGAUAUAACUGUUUGUUAAAAGCAGAAAAAAAAACUUAGAGAAAUUUUCAAGGAACUAUUUGAUUGCUAACAUUAUGCCAUAUCUAUAUAUUGAACGUUUAUUAACAUGUUUACAUUGUUUGUUAUUUUAAUUAUUACAUUGCGAAAAAUAGCUUUCUUACUCCUUGCUGGGAGUGAACAAAAAUGAUAUGAUGUAUUAUGUAUGUGCACUAUUUUAUUUAUGUUUAAGUGCAUGUUUCUUUGUCAUCUUAAAAUGUUUGUUUAGUUUUAUCAUAGCGAAUGUCACAUUUGCACAUUAGAGUUUGAAAGUACACUAUAGUGACUGUUUGAUUUCCAUUUGUUAUAUUUGUGGACAGUACUAAUACAUUAUUCAAUAUUUUUUGUCAGCACGAAUUGAUCUUAUCCCUUUGUCGACAUCAAAUCGAAUGACUUCGAUUAGAUUUCAUUCAUUUAAAUAUUUACAAUUUAUUAAGUGUAGAACAAUAAGAUACAAAACGGCAUACUUAUUGUUCAACACUUGUGUAAAUUGUAAAUGUAAUUUUCAAGAGAAUUGCAAAGAAACCUGCAAAAAAGAUUAAGUCAUUCUCUUAAAGAUUACUACCUUUCAAUACCAUUAUUAGGAUGUAUUUGUACUAAACCCCAUUUGAUAUACAUAAUAGACAAGUCGAUAGACAAAUACAAAAUGUUUUUCGGAUGCGGACAAAGUUGUUACAUUGUCUUAUUCAAUAUGGAAAUGUUGUGGACGGUCACAUGGUACAAAUGGGAAUCACUGAUUGGAAGAGAAAAAUAGUAUUAUAGAAUAAAUCACAUCGUAUUUAUGUUUAACAUGAAACUUUACUGUUAUUAUCUUUAUAACUAUCAUUUUUAUAAUAAUAAUGAUAAUUAUCAUUAUUAUAAUUAUCAGCAUUAUAACUCGUAUAAUUAUUUUAUAGAUCAUAUAUGUUUACAUAUGUUUGAUUGAAUUUUGUAGUUUUGAAAAGUGAUUUGUUUUUUAAGAAAAAUAUCCAUGUCCAAUCUAUGAAAGAUUGGUCUGCUUGCCUCAGUUACAGUAUCAUGGAGAGUCUAAAACAGUUUAACCUUAACACGUAUUUUAGUGUUGUUGAAAAUCAUAUGAUACUUUUUCAGAAAACACAUGCUUAAGUUAAGAGUAAGAAAUUGAAACCGAACGUUUUAGCGACAUUGAUAGAGCGAACAAAUAUGUUGUGUUGAAAUGAAAAUAGAGGUGUUAGAAAUAGAUACCAUCGUAAUUUAUCUUGAUCAGAUAAAGAUUGUAUUCAUUUGUUUAAUGUCGACUCGGAAUUAGAAAAAUAAAUGAUAAAGUAAACUACUUUCAAGAUGCUUUAAACUAAGAAGCAAUACCCAUGCAGCAUGACUGUUUCUUGAAAUGUACGUGUCAUUUAAACAGUAGUUUGCUUUUUGUUCAUUCUAAUAAAUAUGUUUAAAUGUUUGUCACUGCAAAAAGGUGUAUGUUUGUAUGUGUUUAAAAGCAUGUACGGUUGCUGAUUCCUAUUGACGAAUUUACAUUCAUACUUUUUUGAGAUAUUGCAGAUACGAACUACAAUUUGUAGUUGUAGUUGUUCUUGCAUUCAAGUCAUUUCUAUGUUCACUUUUUGCACAAUAAUUGCAUAUUUCGUAUACGAAACGUUAGUGACCAACGUUUUGGCAUAAAUAUAACUGUUUGUUUACGUCUCAAUGUUCUGUUUUGUUUUUAUAAAAUGUACAUAUAAUAUUUUAUUGUUAUCAGAUACUAGUACUGAAAACAUGCACAUAUAGAAUUCCUAUGUAUAUACAGGCCUAUUUACCCUUAUCAUCUUUUUAACGCAUUGUGUUAUCUUCAGAAUAUCAAAGCAUUGAUAUGAUAAUAUCUUUAAAAUAACAACAGACUUUUACAAUAGAUUUUGCUAACAUUAAAUCUGAAAGACUAUUUUUGAAUUAGUCAGCUUUUUGAACAGGCAUUUUUGUAAAAUAAGAUAAUUUUUGUUAGGAGUUUUGAUUUAAGUUCAAAUCAUUUCGACAUUUAACUGUGAUAAAGACUUAAAUUUCCUCCGAUGCCAAGAACACAACAUAUUUACAUAGCAGAAUUAUAUUACACUAUUAUACACAAACAUUUACAGUAAAUUAUAUAAUACAGAUCUAUAUCUAUAUAUAUGCUUCAGAAAGAAAACUGCAUUGCUCUCAUUUACUAAACAUUGCGAAAACAUAUGUGGACUUGAAAUAUCAAAACUAUAUGAGUACAAACCGCGCAUUUCUACGAUUCAUUGUACUGUGUAUAAUAUAGAUUAAACAAUUGUACUUUUGGUCUUCUUUGGCCGAAAGGUUAAGAUCAUUGGCUCCAAAUUACGUGUUCGUCAGCGCUAGGGGUUUGAAAUUCUUUUAAUUAGAACAGGUAUAUAGUGUUUGAUUAAAAGAAGUUUACAUCUUCAGCUUACAGAUUUAGCUUUUGAUCUUUUUCUGUAUAUAUUUUGAAAUGUUGCUUCGUGUAUAAAAUAAAUGUUACAUGUUGUUAUAGUGUUACACAUGGAUUUUGAAAGUAUAUUGCAUGAUAUUUAUUUACUUUUUGAGAUAUAUACUUUUGUUUAAUGAGAAGUAACUUUGAACAAUCUGUAAUUUGCUUCAUGAUUUAUGCAGCUAUACAUAUCUAGUGUUACCUAUUUCUGUAGCCUACUGCUGACUGUAAAUAACAUUGGUGUCUGUAUAUAUUGUUCGUAUAUCUGGAUCAGUGCUAUUAUUGAAACAUUAGAGGCUGAUUUAUAAUGUUUAUGUCAUUGAUUUAUUUUGCGUGUCGAAACCAUGUAGAAAUUGAACAAAAUUUUGUGUACUUCUUUACUUGAAAUAUUGAAUGUGAAUAUAUAUUUGUCUUAAAAAUUAUACGUAUGUUUAAAUUGUAAUCGAAAGAAAGUGCGGCUCAGGAGGACUAAAUGUAUCAUGUUUAGAGGUAUUUGAAGUGCUCAGUCUGUUGUAUCUGUCUGCUACAGUUUCUGUUUGUGGAAGGUCUACUUUGCGGUACGUGACUCUGACUAUGUUUGUUGUGCUCAAUUCUUCUAAAGAGUUUCCUCUUACUUUAUUGUAAGAAAUAUAGGGAUAGUGUAUAUAGUGUGAAUAAAAUGAACUCUGAUUAUUGUACAUGUUGUUAUGACGUUUAUUUUUUUGUUUUAAAAUGUUUCAUUUUAUAACUACUUUUCAUCUGAUGCGUUUGUUUCGUUGAGGCACGCCUAGUCUGUGUUCAGACCCUAUGUUUAGUUCACAGGAGAUAACUCCUGAGGCUAUUCAAAUUUUGUAUAAUCAUGUCCCUUUUCUUCUCAAAACAUACGUCAAUACUGAUGAAAUCAGAAUAUAUAAAAGAAUUAUUUUUUCUAAAACAAAAAGAUUAUCUAGUCGGUAUCUAGACUAAGGCACGCCUUACAGGUUAUCGUAGUUAUGUAAUUAGAAUAAUUUAUUUUUAUAUGGACACACUUCACUCUGUUGGUUGAGGCGGGUACUACACAUUAUAAUUAUCUAUUCAAAAGUAGUAUGCUUUAUGUAUUUUAAGGAUAAACAUGUGUUUAAAUUUAAAGGAACAUUUCAUCAUCAUAUUGUAAAAAUAGUUGGAUCAUUUCUUUUUCAAAUUUCUUUGUUUUGUUUGCUGUCGUCCAUGAUGAUGUUAUCAACUAUACCGCGUAUGUUAUUAUAUAAUACCUAAAGGCAAGUAGUUCAAGUAAACUGCAUGAUUUGUUUUACUAUGAUUCGUUUUGUUGUUUUGAUUUUAUAUUUUAUUGUUGUUUACUGAGUGGUCAUAUUUAUUUGUCAAUCUAAUUUGAACAAUUAAGUGAUACUGUUUGCUUGAGUGUACUUUUGCAACAAAAUUGUCUUGUUUGAUUCGCGAAUUUGACAUUGUUCCCGAGAGCCGAGAAUACGCAGAAUUCUUUGUACUUAGAUACUCUAAUUAUAAUUUAAUAUGUAUAUAUUUUGUUUCACAAAAUUAUUGAACGCCUGUUUAAAAAAAAAUAGACAGUAGAGUAGAAUACUCAAUGACGAAUCAAGGUAUUGAGGAAACUUGGAAAUAGUACAUACAAUGUUAUUUGCAUUAGGUUAAUUUAAAUUUCUAUGUUUUAUGUUGAUUUGUUUUUUUCAUGUCUCAUAUAACGUUUUUUUCUAUAAUAUACGUUUGUUAUGUUAUAUUUGUUAUGAAAAACAAAACAUUAUUAUAAAAUCAUAAGGAUAUACCAAUUAAUCCAGAUUUUUACUUGAGGCGCGUCUUAUUUUAUAGAAUAAGUAUGCUUUUAUCGCGUGGGAUUUGUUAUGAAACAUUAUUAAAUCAUAAGGAUAUACUCAACUCAUCCAGAUGACUUUGUUUAGUUGAGGCGCGUCUUAUUUAAUAAAAAUUAUGUUGUGUUACAUUUGUUAUGAACUUUUUUUUAAAAUCAUAGGGAUAUACUCAACUAAUCUAAAUGUUUAGUUGAGGCGCGUCUUAUGUUGAUAUUAAUUAUUAAUACAAGGACUGAUUAGUAUUAUGUUUCAUUUACUUUUUAAAAGUUCAUGUUGAAUUCCAAUCAUGUAUAAUAAAAAUAGGGAUAUACUCAACUAUCUAAGAUGAGGCGCGUCCUAUGUUUAUAUACAUUUAAUUUAUUUAUAAAUCUAAUUUUAAUUUUUUGAUACAAUAAUUAAAUGAAAGUAACAUUGAUGAAUAGGGAGCCCUUUGCUUGUAUAAAACAUACGUUGUUAUUGAAAAAGUAUUAAAGUAUUGUUCUGAACGUAUAAUUAUGUAUUUGACUGAUACAAAUUAUAUUUAGUGUUAUAUCUUUAUACGUCUGGUUAUUCUGCAUUCGUCAAAGUCGAUCUUAGGAAUAGUAUACGUAAUAACUAACAUUAUACCAACAGCAAUCAAGGUAUGCACAUAAACUAAAGAUUAACCGCAUUCUAUGUUUUAUGUAGAAGAACUCUUAAUCGAUAUUGGAACUGUCAAUAAAACAAUCUUGAUGAUUCACCUCCUGAAUAGAAAUAAAUAAGUAAUCACA